UUUCUCACAUUCGCUCCAACCUGGGCGCUGCAGGAACAAACUCGACAUCCUCAGACUCAUCCUGUCCUGGUCUAAACCAACUGCAGGUAGGAACAAAAUACAUCAUCUGAAUUGAAUCUACUUUUCUGUUUCUAUGUUCCUGUUGUAGCAGAAACACAUUCAACCAAAAGUUUCUUUUAGAGAGAUCCGCUCUGUGGAACUCAGUAUUUAUUUGCAGUCAUUUGGCUUUUAUUUUCAAUGAAAACUAAACCUUCAGUAAGUCACGUUUCUUUAGUUUUCCUGCUUAUUUUUCUUUACUCUGCUUUAUAGUACUUUCUUGUUUCUAUACUUUUAUCUGUUGCACUUCAAGAUUUGGUCCAAUGUGUAAAGUUUAAUGUACAAUCUACAAAUUCUGACCUGAAAUUUAAAAGAUGAGUCUUUUUUUUAUAAUUUGUCACUUGAAGUUUGUUUCAAACCUUCAACCAUUUUUUGCAUUUUUUAAAAAUGUUUAGAUUUUAAAAACUUUUUCAAAAUUAUUUUAUUUGGGUUCAUGAGUUUCUGCUUAAAUGUGAGUAAGCUCAAGAAGUAAACCUGCCAUUUGAGAUCAAACUGAUAGAAAGUGAGUAGAUAGGCGGAUGUACAUCCAUUACAGAGCAGGUGAUCUAUUUCAUAACAUGAGUGACUGAAUGUUAAAAUGAUCACAUUAUUAAUCACAUUAGGGCAAUCUUGUAUCAUCACUUAAAUUUUGCCAGGACAUAAAGAUAUCAAUGUUUCCAUGUUAGCCACGUUAUCUGUGUCUGUUAAAGUGAUAAGAUAUGCAGGUUUAUGCAAAGGACUAAAAGUAGAGAAAUUUUAGAUUUUAAUAAAAGGACAAACUUUCUCUAGUUUCCUGAUAAAAAGGAGACAGGAGGAUAGAAAGGAUAGGAAACUGAAGAGUUGGAGUGGGUAGGAUUUGAUAUUGAGGAGAGGAGGAAAGGAGAAGAGGAGAGGAAAGGAGAGGAGAGGGCUUUCACACACAUUUCAGUACCACAUCAUUACCAGCCCAUUGAGUGAUGAAUAUGAGACAAAGACCAGCUGCUAAAUGGAAUUAUAUUAACAUGAGGAGAAUGACUGCUUACGCCACCAUGAGUAGAUUUAAAUGAGAUUAUUCAAAUGGACCAAUGUUGAGUAGAGCGAUGAAAUUAGAGAGACACAGAUAUUCGAGACAAAGAGAUACUGGUGUAAAACUACAUGAGCCUGACAAUUAAGAGAACUGAUAGUUUUGCAUUUAUCUGAGCAAUAACCAUCAAGCAAUCAGAGGUAAAUGACCAUUAAGUUGUUUGUGGUGAUAUGAAGUCCAGGACUGUACCUGAGGAGGAGAUGUUGAGUCUUCAAACAAAUGUCAUUCCAUGUCUGAUUUGAUGCCGUUGGACAUCUUGUAGUUGAUAUCCUAAUCAUCUGCUGUGUGUGAGUGUUUGUGUGUCUGUUUUCUGAAUGAUGGGAGACUGAAAGCCUCAGAGCGACUUGCGUUGCUGGUUUGAUGUAAUUGGAUGAUUUGUUCUGGAGGAAUGUUCUGACACAAAGCAUCAUUCAUCACAACUAAUAAGCCACUUCAUCAGCCUCAGGUGAACAUAAAAAGCACCGUCAUUUCAACCAGAAUGUAUUAUGAUGUACGUUUUUGUUCAUGUCUCUUCAACCUGAUGCAUCUUUUUUUUUUUUUUACUUUUCUAAAAACUUCCCGGAUUUUGGAUUAGAGGGAGAAAGCGGAAACAAGGUUUAUAUUCACAUGCUCUUUUUGUAAUUUUGAAUGACCCAAGAGAGUAAAGAGAGAGAGAGAAAAAUCCAUGUCUUUGCGCUCUCCGUGCUGUCGUGUUAAUGUUGACUGUUCAAAAACAACAAUACACAGAGCAAAGUGAGGAUCAAGAGAUAAUUGGUAUGAGCCCUUUGGGAUGCUGGUGCUGACAGAAGCAUUCAUCACAGCCAGCACACACUCACUCUGCAUGUGUGUGUGCGUGUGCGUGUGUGUGUGUGUGUAGCAUGAAAGAAAGAAAAUAUGAUGUUGGCCCCAGGGUCCAGCUGAAUCCUCAGGGGUCAAUCUAGCCCCCUUUAACACCCCGCUCCAACAAAGUAAUAGGAUUCAUCGUUCACUCAAACCUUCAUCUGCUGCGAUUAUUUCAUUUCACAGAAACACAGGCUGUGUUUAACAAACUGAAGGAGACAAUAAAGGAGAGCAGAGGAGAGGCAGUGAACGGCGCAGAUUGGAAAUGGAUGUGGAUUUCUCAUCGCUUUUUGUUUUUCUCUCUCUUAACAGCUAUGAAUGUAGGAAUCUGUGUGUGUGUCCUCCUCGCUGCGUUAUCCAGUGGCUCCCUGAGUCUGCCGUCACAUUUAAUGGUAAGAAACACACAGAUGUGGAGAUGUCCUUUAAUCACUGCAUGGGAAUUAUCAUUCUCAAUGAUUCCCUGAGAGUUUUAGGUUUUAAAAAUAAAAAAAAAUAUAUCAGUUUGCUGUAAAAUCUCACUAACUCAUGAUUCGAAUUUCAGGCUCUAAUUUUCGAUCUGUUUGAAUGCUUCUAGUCACAGAAAGCUGAGGGAGAGGCUCUCGCAUCAGACAGCCUGCCUCCCCCCUCACCCAACCACACACGCCACACCCGCUCAGCUCCUGCGCCCCCACCAGGUCUGCUGACCAACUACAACCAACGCCAGGAGGAGACAGACGCUCGCAGCAACCUGAGCCAGCUUCUAGCCAGACUCCUCUCCAGGAAAGGUGAGCCGUUCAAAAACAGUCACGUAUUUGGAGCAAAGUCUUUCCCUUCAGUGAUCUUGUCACACACAGAUCAGCUCCCUCGGAUUAUUUCCCUCCUGGUCUUGUUAUUUCCCCCUCUUUGAGAUCCAUCCCUCUGUAAAUGUGCCGUCAGUCAUGCUGUGUCUGCGUCCCACCAUCUGGCAUUUCCAGCCUCCCUCCAGCUCUCUCUUUCUCUCUCUCCUCCCAUACCUCCUCCUUGUUCACUCCCUCUUCCUUUUCCAUUUCUGUCAUCAGUGUCCCUCCACCAGUCUGUGUCCUCUUUCCUUACUUCCUUCACCUGUCUCCUUACCUCUUGACCUCACUCUCUCUGUCAGGCUGUAUCUGUUCCCUCUAAAGCAAACACUGUGUGACUGUCAGACCUGCUGAGCUCUCAGAUACAAGAAUAGAAACAAAACAAGUCAGUAUAACAGACGUACACCCUCAUUCAGAGAUAUCAUUUUAAUAUCGCGGAUAGCGCAGGUGGAAAAAUGAGUACUGUCAGCAUGUUUUGUCCAAGCCUUCCUCAUGUCCUCUACGCUCUCCCCUCCAGUCUCCCCCUACCACAGCAGAACCUCCCUGACCAGCAGAGCCAGUGGACCAGGCUCCGCUCACAGGCUAAUGGACAGAGAUUACCUCGGCUGGAUGGACUUUGGACGGCGCAGCGCUGAGGAGUACGAAUACUCCUCCUAGAGGCAUGGCUUGCUUUCGCUCCAACCAGAGUUACAUUGCCCAACUACGCCAAUAAAAGCCCCCGAGAAUAAUGAGCCCUUUUCACACUGCACUUACUGGAUCCAAGGGCUGAAUUGACUGAAUCCUAGGAGGAGUUUAGCAUUAUGACGAAAGAGUAGAGGGAAGAAAAAAAUCUAUCCAUUGGGCAAAUCCUACAGUUUGUUGUCCCUGAAUCUCCAUGCUGAUGUUAAGAGCAUUUAAAGUGUGUCUGAAAUACAUUAAAGCACAACAUUUAUAUUUUCAGAAAUGUCUGACAAUAUUCUAUAACUGUGUUUCUUGGCAGUAAACCUAUAAAAAAGUCGAAUACCAGUAUGUUUGCUCAUCUCUUUUACCUGUCUGUGGGUCUUACAGUCAAAUCGAGUGGUUUUUGAGAACAUGGACCGUCAUUUCGAAAAGGCAUAGUCAACUGUUCAUUCCUAAAUCAUAAGUGGUUAUCUACAUUUUUAAAUCAAUUGCUGAUCUUGAGAAAUGCUGUCAAUGUGGAAGCGCUAAAACUGCAGUACUCUGUUAGUCCACUUGAGGCUAGCACCAAAAGCACCAGACGCCACAUACACACCCAUUCAACCCAUCAACAACAACAAAAAAGAACAUGUUUACAGCAUUUGCCACAAAACAUUUGCCAGCAGCUCUCGAUACUUAAUUUCUUUUUCCACACACACUGAUUUGAAGAUCAAGGUUACCAGUUUUGCAUAAUUAGGGACAUGGCUGACUUGGCUGAUAAGGGAACUUAGCGUAUCUAUUAGUAGGGAGGCUAAAACUAUGCCUCUUGACCUUUUGCUUGGUCGUCAUUCCUAAUAGGGUGAAAACUGUCAUCAGGCUUCAAAUACUGGGUUCGGAAACCAAUGAGUAAAAUCACUGAGUUAAGUCCAAGUCUUUGAUAGCCUUUGGUUUGAACAGGUUGCUAGUAGUCUCAGUUUGCAGCUAUUAUAAUCAUGACUCAGGAUCAUAUGUCCUCUUACCGAGUUGGAAAAGAACUUAGUGUGACAGCUUUGAGGGUUAUCAUUUUAAGUAAAAAGACCUAUUGAGAGUGAUUGAAACCUCUAUAUAAUACCCUUAUGUAAGUGUUUGAAAAAUACAUGAUUAAUGAAGACAAUAAAGGGGUAAUUAAAUGCUC
Messenger RNA from Xyrichtys novacula (pearly razorfish), 4582 nucleotides. NCBI's taxonomy places the organism in Eukaryota, Metazoa, Chordata, Actinopteri, Labriformes, Labridae. The record is from the annotation of a GenBank genome assembly.